AUGUCCAAGAGGAUUAGUCGCAGGGAUUACAGUGCUGAACUUAUUUAUACAUGUGUACUCUUCGAGCAGAUUGAGUCCCAUUACUGUCCGGACUCCCUGGAGAAGUGGUACGCACAUAUAAAUGGUCUCAGCGCAAUUAUGAUGCUAUACUCCCCUAAAAAGGGGGACUCUCCCAUUAUGGCUAUAAUCUAUGGCCAACAUCAAAAGUUCAGAGUGAUAUGUCGUGUCUUGCUGCUGCUGUCGAUAGCGCAGACGUAG
Messenger RNA from Penicillium cosmopolitanum, 258 nucleotides. RefSeq lists its product as uncharacterized. The transcript is spliced from 3 exons. The coding region runs from base 1 to 258 and encodes 85 amino acids. NCBI's taxonomy places the organism in Eukaryota, Fungi, Ascomycota, Eurotiomycetes, Eurotiales, Aspergillaceae. The record is from RefSeq and is a predicted model, not a curated record.